This is a messenger RNA of Chinchilla lanigera (long-tailed chinchilla), 3358 nucleotides long. RefSeq names its product ADP-ribosylation factor 3 (gene Arf3). NCBI's taxonomy places the organism in Eukaryota, Metazoa, Chordata, Mammalia, Rodentia, Chinchillidae. Gene Ontology annotation, molecular function: GTP binding; GTPase activity. Bases 94 to 639 code for a protein of 181 amino acids. The record is from RefSeq and is a predicted model, not a curated record. Gene Ontology annotation, biological process: intracellular protein transport; vesicle-mediated transport. The transcript has 4 exons. Gene Ontology annotation, cellular component: plasma membrane; cytoplasm.
GAUCAAGUCCCUCAUACCAGGGACCAGGCUAACACCAGAUUGCCACUCCCCCCACUCAGGCCCCACUACGCUUAGGGUGCAGCUGCUGUGAUCAUGGGCAAUAUCUUCGGGAACCUUCUCAAGAGCUUGAUUGGGAAGAAGGAGAUGCGCAUCCUGAUGGUGGGCCUGGAUGCUGCUGGGAAGACCACUAUCCUGUACAAGCUGAAACUAGGGGAGAUUGUCACCACCAUCCCCACCAUUGGGUUUAACGUGGAAACAGUAGAGUAUAAAAAUAUCAGCUUCACAGUGUGGGACGUAGGUGGCCAGGACAAGAUUCGGCCCCUCUGGAGGCACUACUUCCAGAACACCCAAGGCUUGAUAUUUGUGGUCGACAGCAAUGAUCGGGAGCGAGUGAAUGAGGCCCGGGAAGAGCUGAUGAGGAUGCUGGCAGAGGACGAGCUCAGGGAUGCUGUGCUGCUUGUCUUUGCAAACAAACAGGAUCUGCCGAAUGCUAUGAAUGCUGCCGAGAUCACGGACAAGCUGGGCCUGCAUUCCCUGCGUCAUCGCAACUGGUACAUUCAGGCCACCUGCGCCACCAGCGGGGAUGGGCUGUAUGAAGGCCUGGACUGGCUGGCCAAUCAGCUCAAAAACAAGAAGUGAGAGCCACACAGUCCUGUCCGACUGCCCCGCCCACCCCUGACGUACCUGUUAUCUCCCCGCCCCAGCCCUCCCCCUUCCCAUUGCAAGUGUGGCCAGGGCCCUGGGUAUCAUGUCCGCAUGCCCAGCCAGAGCCUUGCCUCCCCCGCCGCCCCUUCUCACCCCUUCCCAUCGACAUGAUCAGUCCCCGAUUGCUGUCCUGAUGAUGAAUCAUUCCAAUUUACUGGAUUUAAAACAAAAACAAGGUUGUUAUGGUUUCAUGGGGUAGCCCCCUCUUUCUCUCACCCUCUGGGUUUUGGGAGGUGGGGUGGGAUAUUCUCUGUUUGCUUCAUUGGCUCUAGUUGCUGUGCUCUUGGCAUCUGAGUCCACCACAGGCCCCUCCCCUAUUUCCUGUCUUCCUUUUCUUUGAUACCCUUUCCUGUUGUACAUGGAAACUACACGGGCCUCUGUGUGUGCGUGCAUGUGUGCGCCUGUAUAUACCUGUACAGAGAGAUAUAUACGUGGGGGCUGGGGAGCGGGUAGAGUGCAGCUCAGCUCAGGGCUUGCAGCCAGGACACUGCUGACUGGAGCCUGUCGUCUGCUCCGUCCAUGCUGGUGGGGUAAAGGCAGACAGGUGAGGGUUUUGGGCAGGCAGGAUUGCCCUCUCUUCUGUCUGCAGGUGGGAGUUCCUGGGUGACAGGACAGAUGAUGGAUUCUCUGCCACCAUCUUCCUUAUACCCCUUUCUCUCUGCCUUUCUCAGGGAAGGGGGUGGCCUUUCCCUCUAGAUGACUAUUCCCAAGGAGGUGCCAUUCUGCUCUGCCUUGUUAGUGGGAAGGAGAGAGGAACCCACUCACUCUUAUCAGCCCAGAGUGUUGAACAGAGCCCUCCCCCAUCCUUAGAUCUGUUCCUCUGGAGCUUGAGGGGGAGGUGGGGACAGCAAGACCACGUGUAUCUGGGACCCAGGACCCAGGACCCAGGACCCAGGGCUCAGGGCUCAGGGUGGGUUUUGGUGCCAGGGGGGAGGCCUUGGGUUUUCCUCUUGAUUCUCUCUUGUUACUAGGAGAAGGUGAGGCUUGGGUCAGCUUACUCCUUCCUUCGUGUGCCCUGCCCUUGAACUUGGGGGCUGGGUGGUUCCAUUUGUCCCUUGUCAGUUUUCUCACUCUAGCAGCCCCGCUGGCCUCAUCAGGGCUGAGUGGUAUGGGGUGCUGUGGGCUGGGGAUAAGGUAGCAGACCUCAGUACCAACCCUCCUACCCUCCAAUUCUCUGUCUUUUCCUAGUUUAGGAUGAGCUAAAGGAUAAAGGCAUUCUGUUGUUUUGAGGUCCUCAGACCACUCUGGCUGACCUUCCUCUGUUCUGACAGCUUUCCCGGCUUCCUCAACCAGUUCCCAUGUAUGGAGGUUGGAGUGGAGGAAGAUGGAUUCUGAGUGGUUGUCGGUGCUAGUGAGAUGCAGUGGUCUUCAGGGCCCUCCUUCCACUGUUACGUAGUUGUUCAAAGCUGCUGCUGCUGCGUGCCUGUCUGCAGGGGAUGCUUGUCCCUGAAGUCCUGGCUUGGGUCCUGACUUUGGUUUCUGUGAAGCCGUGGCUGUUCUUGGGCUCCUGUGUGUGCUGGCUGCGCCCUGAGCUCCAAGACAACUGCCCAUACCUGUUGGCUACGAUCAGAGCCCAGGGACCCCACCACAUGGCUGAGGGACCCCCUCCCUGGAAGGCUGUCCCAUGCCCUACUGCAUGGGGCCAGACUUUGUCUCUUUACAGCAGCAGAUCAACACUCUAGAGCCACCCAGACUGAGCUCUGAGAGGUUCCAGGGGUGUCUCCCUCAGUGCCAGUUACUUGGCAGUGUGUUACUUACCUAAGACACGGUGGAUGCAGGCGGCUUGCUCCCUAGGCCUGUGCGUGCGUGUGCGUGCAUGUGUGUGCGUGUGUGGUAUGUGUGUAUGUAUGAGGGUGGUGCUGGAAGUUCUGUUUUGUUUUAAAAUGGGCUCGCUCUGAACCCCGCAGAAACUUCCCUGCAUAUGUUUUCUUUGUGUUCUGAUUUUGUUCUGUCCUCUCCCGAUUGCCUUCCUCUCUGAACCCUUUCUUUGCCUUCUCAGUUUGUUCUCUGCUGUUGCUUCGUUGUCCAUGUGCUGCCCACCCCACCCUAUUUAUGAUUCCCCACUCUGUCUUGGCUGGUGAGGGCUGUGCUUGUCCUCCUGCCGCACUCCGUCUCAGACUCUCCCUAGUUAGAUGCCAGUUAGAUGGAUUUUCCUCAUUUCAGACCUCAACCCUAUCUAGUUUCUUGGCCUCCAGAGCCCAAUCUGGGGCUGAGGGUGUUAAGCAGCAUUGGAGAUUGCCCUCCUGCUGCUCCAGGUCUUUCCAGCAGGGGGCAGCAAGCGAUCUUGGCUGUAGACCCUUGGGCAGGGUUAGUCCUUUAUACCUUCCCCUUUACCUAACAGCUUUUUUGGGAUUGAAUGUUUCAUUCCAUUUCUGCCCACGCCCUCUCCCGCUUGCCUCAGGUGGGUUAAAUUUUUAUGCUUUUCCUGUUCCAGCUUUCUUCUUUCUGGGGACUCCCCCUCCUCUCAACUCCAAAGUUUGUUUGUGGUGUUUAUAGUGGUAACUGCGGUUCUAAACUGGUUUUUCUUUUUCUCCUCCUCUGGAAUGUAGACUGUACAUGUUUAAUAACUCGCCCUCUCUACCCUUGCUCAGAAUGUGGGAUAACGCAAUGACUGUGACCCUGGUUGGAAAUUAAACUUGUUUUAUGCAGCUUU